Corythoichthys intestinalis (scribbled pipefish) is the source of this 3280-nucleotide messenger RNA. Its product is annotated as magnesium transporter NIPA2-like. Gene Ontology annotation, molecular function: magnesium ion transmembrane transporter activity. Bases 115 to 1389 code for a protein of 424 amino acids. The transcript has 6 exons. Gene Ontology annotation, cellular component: membrane. Gene Ontology annotation, biological process: magnesium ion transport. The record is from RefSeq and is a predicted model, not a curated record. NCBI's taxonomy places the organism in Eukaryota, Metazoa, Chordata, Actinopteri, Syngnathiformes, Syngnathidae.
GAUCGGGCGGUCGGUGAGGGCGUGGUCACGUGUUUACCUGGCCGGACCGAGACGGCCGGUGCGCAUACGCUUUUUUUUAAAUUUUUUUUUUUAUAAACGCUAGUGGCUGGCAGGAUGCGCAUACACAACGCCUCGUGCGGACGUGAAGUUCCCACCCGCAGUGUCUACAGCCAGUGGGCGGGGCUAAGCCUGGCCCUGCUGUCCGCCGUCCUGAUCGGCGGGAGCGUCGUCCUCAAGAAGAAAGCACUUUUACGAUUGGCCAGCAGGGGGCAAACACGUGCAGGCGACGGAGGUCAUGGCUACCUGAAGGACGGCUUGUGGUGGAGCGGCUUGUUAACGAUGGGCGCCGGAGAGGCAUGCAACUUUGCGGCCUACGUCUUCGCCUCGGCUACUCUGGUGACGCCGCUGGGCGCUCUCAGCGUGCUUUGCAGGUAUGGCAACAUACGCACGCGUGGGUUCACAAGCACUGAAUUACGCUUGCGCACGCAAAGCGCACUUUUGUCAUCCUGCCUGCUGGGGGAGGUGUUGAACGUCUUGUGCAAGAUGGGCUGCACGCUGUGCGUGUUGGGAAGCGUCCUGCUGGUAAUUCACGCCCCUCAGGAACAGGAAGUGACGUCACUCUGGGAAAUGAGCCACAUGCUAAUUCAGCCCGGUUUCGUGGCGUACAUGUCGUGCGUAUCAGGGGCGUGCGCAUUCCUGAUGUGGGUGUCGUGUCGGCGCCCGGCUGUGUUGCGCGCUAACAUGCUGCCGGACGUAGCCGUCUGCUCCCUUCUGGGUGCCUUCACCGUGUCCAGCGUCAAAGGGCUUGCCGGCGCCAUCCGAAGCGCGCUCCAUGACGCCGCCGCCGCGCUGUCUGCACCACUCACCUGGGCGCUGCUAGUCACGCUUCUCAUCGCCGUGGCCACGCAGGUAUUGAACCCACCCCUCACACCAACGAGCUCGACCGGCGAAUACGUCCAUUCCCUCGCGCAGGUGCACUUCCUGAACAAAUCCUUGGACACCUUCGGCCCUCUGCUGGUGUAUCCGGUGUAUUAUGUCCUGUUUACGACUGUGGUCCUGGUCACGUCGGCGGUCCUCUUGGGCGAAUGGAGCCGGAUGGCCGCGACAGACACUGUGACGACCGUCGGCGCCUUCAUGGUCAUGGCAGUGGGCGUCGCUAUGCUACAGCUUUUUAAAGACGCGCGGGUGUCCCGCGGCGCCGACGUUAUUGCCGUCGGACAUGCGCUAGAACCCGCAACGUUGCCGACGACUCGGAUGGAGGAGGAGCUUGCGGAGGAGGCGGUGGCUAGAGGAAGCAGGACUAAGAAAGAAGAUAAACGCAGGCUAGUGAACAGCACGGCGACCUACGCGCACCCAGUGGCCGAACAAGGCGUCUUUGUUAUCAGCUGAGCCUUCGCCGACCAAAUUUGGAACUUUUUGGCAAUAACUUUUUCUUUAUAUUUCAACUGUUUUGACAAGACUGGUCGCUAGCCAAUUAUUUAGAUAAACGAGCCCGGAUUGAAGGAACCAUCGAGUCAUGAACUAUUAACUGACAUUGUGCAUUGGACUUCGAUGUUUCUGGCAAAAACAAAAUACAUUCUUCUUAAUUCUUAUCAGAAUUGUGAUUUUAUUCUAUUUUUUCAUUUGAUUCAUAAUAUUUUGUAUGGUAUUUUAGUUGUUUUCAAGAACAUCGUUCAUAAUCUUAUGUUAUUACAAUUGCUGAUUUUUUUUUUUUUUAAUAUAUUGCUUUAUAUUUAUAUUUUUUAUUUAAAAAUGUUAUUGUUGAUCAUUAUUUUACAUUCAUAACAUAACAACCAAGUGUAAAAUAUCUUAAUUGUGGAUCUUUUUUUAUUUAAAAAAUACGAAUAAUUUGAUUAACAUACGUAUAUAUAAAAUCGUCGUCUCGCCCACCCGGGCGGUAUGGUCUCUCCUUUCAAGCUCUGGUCCUAUACCAGAGGCCUGUGAGCUUGAGGGUUCUGCACAGGAUCUUAGCUGUCCCUAGGACUGCGCUCUUCUGAACGGAGACGUCGGACGUUGUUCCUGGUAUCUGUUGGAGCCAUGCACCCAGCUUGGGGGUUACUACCCCUAGUGUCCUGAUCACUACUGGCACCAAUGUUGCCUUCAUUCCUCACAUUUUCUCCAACUGUUCCUUCAACCCUUGAUAUUUCUCCAGUUUUUUGUGUUUUUUCCUGAUGUUGCUAUCGCUCAGGAUUGCUACAUCUAUCACUACUGCUGUCUUCUGAUGUUUAUCCACCAUCACUAUGUCAGGCUGGUUGGCCAUCACCAAUUUGUCUGUCUGGAUCUGGAAGUCCCACAGGAUCUUUGCUCGGUUCUUCUCGACCACCUUUGGAGGUGUUGCCCACUUUGACUCUGGGGUCUCCAGUCCCUACUCGGCACAGAUGUUCCUGUAUACUAUGCCUGCUACCUGGUUAUGUCGUUCCAUGUAUGCCUUGCCUACCAGCAUCUUACACCCUGCUGUGAUGUGCUGGACUGUCUCGGGGCCUCGUUGCAUAGCCUGCACCUGGGGUCCUGUAUGGUGUGAUAGACCCCGGCCUCUAUUGAUCUUGUGUUUAGGGCCUUUUCUUGUGCUGCCAUGAUCAGUGCCUCCGUGCUGUCUUUCAGUCCAGCCUUUUCCAGCCACCUGUAUGUGUUCCCAAGUCAGCUGCCCCCUCACUUUGUUUGCGGUACGUGCCAUGCAGGGGUUUGUCCUUCCAUGAUAGCUCCUCAGGGUCCUCCACCUUACUGAGCUUCUGUUGCCUGAGGAAUUCACCGAGCAGGUCAUCACUGUGGGCCAUUUUCAUGAUGUACUCUUGGAGGGAUGUAGUUUCCUCCCGGAUAGUGGCUCUAGUCCUCGGCCUCCUUCUUUCCGCUUUGUGUAGAGCCUCAGGAUGCUGGACUUAGGGUGAAACCCUCCGUGCAUUGUAAGGAGCUUCCUUGUCUUGAUGUUGGUAGCCUGCAUCUCUUCCAGUGGCCAGGAUAUGAUGCCAGCAGGCUAUCUGAUUACUGGUAGGGCAUAGCUGUUAAUGGCCUGGAUCUUAUUCUUGCCAUUAAGCUGACUCUUGAGGAUCUGCCUCACCCCCUGUAAGUGGCAGACCUCCUAGUUGCUUCCUCAUGGUUCCCAUUUGCCUGUGGGAUCCCCAGGUAUUUGUAGCUGUCCUGCACAUCUUUUAUGUUGCCUUCAGGUAGUUCAGCCCCUUCAGUUGAGAUCACCUACCCUCUUCUGGAUACCAUUCGCCCACACUUAUCUAGUCUAGUCCAAAUGACAUCCCGAUGUCAUUGCUGUAUAUUCUCAUGAGGUGAA